ACAAAAUGACUUCGGAACAGUCACCCACCUCCUGCAGCGAACGUGGCGGCGGCUACCACGAUCACACGCAAUGUUCGUCGAAAGGUGUCGGUGCGACCCAGUCGCUCAGUGAGCUGGAUUUUGACCGCGGCAUAUGGAGUGCAGCGAUGAACAAUGAGCUCGAUCGCUUGGAAAUGCUGAUCACCAGAGGGCACCUGCACGACCGGGACAGCUGUGGCUAUACGGCGCUGCAUUACGCUGCCCGCAGCGGUCACCCGGACGCUUGCCGACUGCUGCUGGCACGCGGUCUGGGAGUGGACGAAGUGACGAACGGUGGCGUUACGGCACUACAUCGGGCAGCAAUGAUGGGACACUACAAAAUUGUGCAACUGCUGAUAGAAAGCAAAGCGAACGUACUGCACCGGGACAACGAUGGCCGAACGGCACUGCACCGGGCGGCCGAGGGAGGACACCUGCAGUGCUGCCAGCUGCUCGUACGCUUACACCCCGCCCUAUGCCAUAUGCAGGACGCGCUGCGCAACCAGAAACCGAUCGAUCUCGUGCGUGAUGACGGGCACUGUGAUGCGGAUCGGUUAAGAAGCUUGCUGGCCGGGUAGUAGUAAUAUUAGUAAAAGUAGUGGGCACAGGAACCAUCUUCGGUGCCGUUUGCGCACGCAAAAAGCUUUCCGUUUUCCGAGCUGAGCUUACACCACACAGCACUGCUGCAAUUAAUACACGCGGUUUGUCUUCCCGAAACUACUAAUACUCGCAAAGCAUGGCGCACUAUUUCUCUAUCCAAGGAUACAAUGAUUUUACUUCUCGGUCACAAACGCGUGUACGAAGGAUAGCGCCUUCGUGAAUGUUUUGGCAGUUUAGUGUGUGUUUCGUCAUCGCACAACUAAAGGGUGAUUUAAUUUUACCCAUUAGGUUCGUUUUUUUUGGUUAGUGUGUAAAAUGUGUAAUAGAAAAGUUAAAAUAAAUAAUAAACUAUAUAAUGAAAUGAC
Molecule: messenger RNA, 983 nt
Organism: Anopheles coluzzii
Lineage: Eukaryota; Metazoa; Arthropoda; Insecta; Diptera; Culicidae
Product: ankyrin repeat domain-containing protein 39
Exons: 3
Coding region: 6-596 (196 amino acids)
Molecular function (GO): protein binding
Source: RefSeq, a predicted model, not a curated record